AAGCGAGACUACUCAGUUUCCAUUUAUUUUGUUCCUGAAAUUACAACCAAAACAAACAUUUUCAAGGUUUAUUCGAAAUGUUUCUUAUUAUAUGAUGUUCUUUUAGCACCCAAAGAAAACAAGGCUCAAAAUGCCAGCUUACAGUACGAUACCAUCAUCUAUUACUACAUUAUAUAUAUUUGCUGUGGUAAAUUUAGUGGCUUUAUUCCAUGUAUCAUGUGUGGAUGCCGAUAUCAUUGUGAUAUCACCUUUAAAUAAGACCAAAGUUUAUGCAGAUAUGCCAUCUAACUUUGGGUUUGCUCUGCCACCAUCAGGGUUAUCGGGGCUACUCGUGGUAGCUGAUCCCAUUGAUUCUUGUUCACCAAUUGCACCUCCACCAGACAACAUGAGUACAUAUUUUGCUCUCAUAAGACGCUCACAGUGUGACUUUGAUAUAAAGGUGUUGAAUGCUCAGAAGAGUGGGUUUAAAGCUGCCAUAGUCUAUAAUGUGGGUGCAGAUAAUAUAUUCCCUAUGAACCCAAAUAAACAUGGUAAAGAUAUUGAAAUACCAUCAGUAUUUGUGGGUGAGACUACUGGAAAUGACCUCUUGAAGUUUUAUACACACGAUAAAGG
Molecule: messenger RNA, 612 nt
Organism: Saccoglossus kowalevskii
Lineage: Eukaryota; Metazoa; Hemichordata; Enteropneusta; Harrimaniidae
Product: E3 ubiquitin-protein ligase RNF13-like
Biological process (GO): ubiquitin-dependent protein catabolic process
Cellular component (GO): nucleus
Molecular function (GO): ubiquitin protein ligase activity
Source: RefSeq, a predicted model, not a curated record